Scomber japonicus (chub mackerel) is the source of this 1832-nucleotide messenger RNA. It is a transcript of the gene angpt2a, whose product is annotated as angiopoietin 2a. Gene Ontology annotation, molecular function: receptor tyrosine kinase binding. The transcript has 9 exons. The record is from RefSeq and is a predicted model, not a curated record. The coding region runs from base 240 to 1733 and encodes 497 amino acids. Gene Ontology annotation, biological process: Tie signaling pathway. NCBI's taxonomy places the organism in Eukaryota, Metazoa, Chordata, Actinopteri, Scombriformes, Scombridae.
UCAAACAAGUGGCUGGGGGCUUGAUGAAAAGCGAACACAUGCAGUCUGGCACCGGUAACCUACGGGAAUCACACACUACCUCUCAUUCCUGAUUCUCUUCUUUGCUAUUGAAAGGUGAUAAAAGGAAUCCGCAGAACUUCAAGAGGACUGUUGCUGCUGUAGCUCAAACCCCUGAGAGAAGAUUAAGGAAAACUCAAAAAUCUUUGUAUUCACUUUAUUUUUGGGCAAAUACUUCCACUAUGAAGAUGUUGAACAUGGACUUGCUGGUUUUAAGUUUCUGCCUUGGCCUGGGGACGGGAUACAGGACAAGCUCCGACUCUACUGUUGGCAAGAGACAAUAUCAGAUCCAAAACGGCCCGUGUAGUUACACCUUUCUGCUGCCAGAGCAGGAAAACUGCCAAACUCAGAGCAGCAACUACAACCCAAUUCAAAAGGAUGGACCCGCAGACAGUGACGAGUCGACUCAUAGGUUGGAGCAGCUUGAGAUCAUCAUGGAGAACAACACACAGUGGCUACUUAAGCUGGAGAACUACAUACAGGACAGCAUAAAGCAGGACAUGGUACAAAUCCAGCAGACCGCUGUGCACAACCACACGGCCACGAUGAUCGAAAUUGGGACGAACCUGCUGAGUCAAACUGCAGAGCAAACAAGGAAACUGACCAAUGUGGAAGCACAGGUAAUUACUCAUACAACUCGACUUGAGCGACAACUUCUUGAGAAUUCCAUAUCAACCAACAAACUGGAAAAACAACUGAUUAUCCAAACAAACGAAAUAAGCAAGCUGAAUGACAAAAACAGCUUUCUGGAGAAGAAGGUGGACGAGAUGGAGGAACAGAGGCAGGUGGAGCUGAAGACGCUUCGAGAAGAAAAGGAGCAGCUUCAGACAUUAAUACAGAAGCAGACAGCCUUCAUAGGCGAGCUGGAGACGCAGCUGCUCAAAGUCUCCUCCAACAAUUCCGUCCUGCAGAAUCAGCAAAAGGAGCUGAUCGACACCGUCAACAACCUCAUUCACACCUUCUCUAUGGGCACACCUCGAGAGACCAAACCUCCCAUGAUGCAGGAUACUCCCACCACAUACAUGGACUGUGCUGCUGUCUUCAAGUCCGGAAACACCCAGAGUGGCGUCUACACCCUCACGUUACCCAACACGACUCUGGAGGUUAAGGCUUUCUGUGACAUGGAGACGGAGGGAGGCGGCUGGACAGUACUACAAAAACGCUUUGACGGCGGUGUUGACUUUCACCGUACGUGGCAAGAGUUUAAAAAGGGGUUUGGAGAAGCUUCGGGUGAAUUUUGGUUGGGAAAUGAAUUUGUUUCCAGAUUGACAAGUCGACAAUCUUACAAACUAAGGAUCAUGCUGGGCGACUGGGAAGGAAACUCUGGAUUCUCCCAAUAUGACCAGUUUUCUCUUGAUGGCGAAGCACAGAAUUACAGGAUACACCUUAAAGGCUUCAGUGGAACAGCAGGCAAAAUAAGCAGCAUUGGGCAGCCAGGAAGUGAUUUCAGUACAAAGGAUGCAGACAACGACAAAUGUGUUUGCAAAUGUUCACAACUGACAACAGGGGGUUGGUGGUUUGAUGCCUGUGGUCCAUCCAAUUUAAAUGGGAUGUAUUACCAACAAGGCCAAAACUCAAAUCGCUUCAAUGGAAUCAAAUGGUACUAUUGGAAAGGCUCGGGCUACUCACUGAAGACCACCAUGAUGAUGAUCAGACCGGUGGACUUCUCAGAUUAAUCACAGUGGGAAGGAAAAUUCUGCCACUUACACUAAAACCAAAACGUAAAGAUACUCAAGGGAUCCAAAGCACCUCAUGAUGUAAUUUCUACAAAGGCA